AAAAACGCUAAAUCUCAACUUCCCAUAUCCCAAAGCACAAAAAGAAAACCAACAGAUUGAAAAAUGCAAUCUCAUUGCACAGUCUUCAAACCCUAAUUAAUGAUCUUAAAACCCUAAUGGAUUCAACCUUUCUCCGUUUUGCAUCGCUACUACUUCUACUUUCUCUCGCAUCAUCUGCAAACCCUAAUUCCGACUACAACAGUUUGGUAUACAAGAAAUGUGCAAAUCAAACAUUUACAGCUCUCCCAACUAAAUCGCAAGUCCCACAACAAACCCUUUCAUCUUUUUUUCAACAACUGACAUCACACUCCUCCCAAUCAAAGUUCUAUAAGCACGCCGAAGCCAGCGGAGACAACAACGAGGCGGGUAUUUCCGGCCUCUUCCAGUGCCGGCAGGACAUCAGCAAUGAGGAGUGUCACACCUGCGUGAACACCCUUCGUAACUUAUCGAACACCUUGUGCAAAGAGUCGGUUUCGGCUCGUGUUCAGCUGCAUGGGUGCUACGUGCGCUACGAGCUCGAUGGAGUCGACUCAAAGCCCUCCAGCCAUAGAUUAAUGCAGAAGACUUGUGGGAAGGAUUUGGAAAAUGGGGUGGCGGCAGGGUUUGAGAAAAUGAGAGCUGCGGCGUUUGCUGCCUUGGAGAGCGGCGUUGCGGAUGGUGGUGGGUUUUGCCAAACGAGUUAUGAGGCGGUGCAAGUUAUGGCUCAGUGUGUCGGGGGCUUGGGGGGUUGCGUGUGUGGAGAGUGUGUGAGUAGGGCGGUACAAAGUGCUGAAGAGGAAUGUGGUGGUGCUGUUUCUGGGCAGAUUUAUUUGGAGGAGUGCUUCUUGAGCUAUAGUUAUCAUCCAGAUGGGAUACCUGCAGUUGACCACCCAGAUGAUCGAGAAAACAAAGGUGGAGGAAAUGGGGGAAGUGGGAAAAAGGUGGCAAUUCUUGUGGGAGGAGCAGCUGCUUUGGCUUUUGCCUUCAUUUUUCUCUUGUUCGUCAGGUCUUGGUCAAAGAAAGAAGACGACUGUGACUAAAAUUGGUCCAAUUGGAUCUUCUUUUUCGACCCGAUUUCAGACAUUUAUGAUUUGGGCCGGGUUGCUUAAAUUGGUCCAAUUGGAUCUUCUUUUCGACCCGAUUUCAGACAUUUACUAUAUUUAGUUUCUUUUUUGAGCUUUUGUUUUGGU
Molecule: messenger RNA, 1169 nt
Organism: Pyrus x bretschneideri (Chinese white pear)
Lineage: Eukaryota; Viridiplantae; Streptophyta; Magnoliopsida; Rosales; Rosaceae
Product: plasmodesmata-located protein 3
Exons: 2
Coding region: 117-1019 (300 amino acids)
Biological process (GO): transport of virus in multicellular host; plasmodesmata-mediated intercellular transport
Cellular component (GO): plasmodesma
Source: RefSeq, a predicted model, not a curated record